UGCCGCUCAAUUGUAGACAUGCCAGUCCAUGGAACGCUCUGAGACCGGCAUCAAACACGCAGUCGCGGCAGUUUCCGCUCCGGAAGCUGGUUGCAGAUGAAUGAGCAAGAUGUUGACACAUACAUUGUGCGAGAGCUGGAUCCGAUCAUCCAAGAGAUGGUGCUGCAGAUUUUGAAUUCCAGGCCUUCAAAGCCGCUGGAUUUUCUCAUUGGCUGGCUUUCCAAGAAGACUGGCAGGAGGGGCAACAAUGCCAUGUCCGCAACAGCACUAAAUCAUAAUCUCAGAUUGGAGCUUGCCAAGUUGGAGCUGAUGGAAGCUGAACUUCGCGCAUCUCAAACAGCAACUGCGUCCACAAAGCGUAUGAAGGACGAUGACAGCGAUGAAGACGAGAGCGAUUCUGAUGCUGAAGAGCCUGUUCCCGUGAGUCCACGGCUGCUAUCAAAAGCGAGGAAAUCUGUGAGCGCAGAAGUGUACGGUGCUUGGAAUCGGCAGCAAGCGUUUGUUCCCCCGCAGCAUCCCAAAACGGCCGACCAAGAGAUGCGAUUGAGGGGCAUUCUUUCGAGGUCUAUUCUGUUUGCAGCAUUGGAUUCGAAGGACUUGGACAUCAUAGUAUUGGCCAUGCAGAAAUGUACAUUUAGACCUGGUGAGCGUAUCAUUCAGCAGGGCGAUGAUGGAGACUGCCUUUACGUGAUUGAGGAAGGUUCUUUGGAUUGCAAAGUCCAGAGUAACGGGACUGAACGCGUUGUGAAGAGAUGCAUGCCAGGGGACGUGUUUGGAGAGUUAGCACUGCUGUACAACUGUCCACGUGCAGCGAGCGUCGAUUCUGUAGAUGUCAGUACAGCAUGGCGGCUCGACCGCACGACCUUCAACCACGUGGCAAGGGAUGCAGCUUUGAAGAAGAGCUCGAAGUACGAUGCUUUCCUGCGCAAGGUCAGCCUAUUUUCAUCUCUGAACGAGCAUCAGCGUGCUCAGGUAGCCGAUUCUUUGAGAGCUGAGAAGGCCCUGAAAGAUGACGUUGUGGUCAGACAAGGUGAAGAAGGUGACAAGUUUUACAUUGUUGAGGAGGGUACUCUAGUGGCCCUCAAGAAUUCAACAAAUGGGCCGCCCAAGAAAGUCAUGCAGUUCUCAGCUGGUGACUAUUUCGGAGAGCUUGCCAUGUUGAAGGACCAGCCUCGCGCAGCAACAAUCCAAGUGACCAGUGCGUCAGCCUCCAUUCUGUCCAUGGACCGUGACACCUUUAAGCGGCUGUUGGGGCCUUUGGAGACUUUGAUGGCAAGACGUGCGAAGCAGUACACUGAAGACAAAGCUGAAGCUGCUGCAAAGCUAGCUGCGAAGGUUUCCUUCAGUGACGAUGAAGACGAGAGCGAUUCUGAUGCUGAAGAGCCUGUUCCCGUGAGUCCACGGCUGCUAUCAAAAGCGAGGAAAUCUGUGAGCGCAGAAGUGUACGGUGCUUGGAAUCAGCAGCAAGCGUUUGUUCCCCCGCAGCAUCCCAAAACGGCCGACCAAGAGAUGCGAUUGAGGGGCAUUCUUUCGAGGUCUAUUCUGUUUGCAGCAUUGGAUUCGAAGGACUUGGACAUCAUAGUAUUGGCCAUGCAGAAAUGUACAUUUAAACCUGGUGAGCGUAUCAUUCAGCAGGGCGAUGAUGGAGACUGCCUUUACGUGAUUGAGGAAGGUUCUUUGGAUUGCAAAGUCCAGAGUAAUGGGACUGAACGCGUUGUGAAGAGAUGCAUGCCAGGGGACGUGUUUGGAGAGUUAGCACUGCUGUACAACUGUCCACGUGCAGCGAGCGUCGAUUCUGUAGAUGUCAGCACAGCAUGGCGGCUCGACCGCACGACCUUCAACCACGUGGCAAGGGAUGCAGCUUUGAAGAAGAGCUCGAAGUACGAUGCUUUCCUGCGCAAGGUCAGCCUAUUUUCAUCUCUGAACGAGCAUCAGCGUGCUCAGGUAGCCGAUUCUUUGAGAGCUGAGAAGGCCCUGAAAGAUGACGUUGUGGUCAGACAAGGUGAAGAAGGUGACAAGUUUUACAUUGUUGAGGAGGGUACUCUAGUGGCCCUCAAGAAUUCAACAAAUGGGCCGCCCAAGAAAGUCAUGCAGUUCUCAGCUGGUGACUAUUUCGGAGAGCUUGCCAUGUUGAAGGACCAGCCUCGCGCAGCAACAAUCCAAGUGACCAGUGCGUCAGCCUCCAUUCUGUCCAUGGACCGUGACACCUUUAAGCGGCUGUUGGGGCCUUUGGAGACUUUGAUGGCAAGACGUGCGAAGCAGUACACUGAAGACAAAGCUGAAGCUGCUGCAAAGCUAGCUGCGAAGGUUUCCUUCAGUGACGAUGAAGACGAGAGCGAUUCUGAUGCUGAAGAGCCUGUUCCCGUGAGUCCACGGCUGCUAUCAAAAGCGAGGAAAUCUGUGAGCGCAGAAGUGUACGGUGCUUGGAAUCAGCAGCAAGCGUUUGUUCCCCCGCAGCAUCCCAAAACGGCCGACCAAGAGAUGCGAUUGAGGGGCAUUCUUUCGAGGUCUAUUCUGUUUGCAGCAUUGGAUUCGAAGGACUUGGACAUCAUAGUAUUGGCCAUGCAGAAAUGUACAUUUAAACCUGGUGAGCGUAUCAUUCAGCAGGGCGAUGAUGGAGACUGCCUUUACGUGAUUGAGGAAGGUUCUUUGGAUUGCAAAGUCCAGAGUAACGGGACUGAACGCGUUGUGAAGAGAUGCAUGCCAGGGGACGUGUUUGGAGAGUUAGCACUGCUGUACAACUGUCCACGUGCAGCGAGCGUCGAUUCUGUAGAUGUCAGUACAGCAUGGCGGCUCGACCGCACGACCUUCAACCACGUGGCAAGGGAUGCAGCUUUGAAGAAGAGCUCGAAGUACGAUGCUUUCCUGCGCAAGGUCAGCCUAUUUUCAUCUCUGAACGAGCAUCAGCGUGCUCAGGUAGCCGAUUCUUUGAGAGCUGAGAAGGCCCUGAAAGAUGACGUUGUGGUCAGACAAGGUGAAGAAGGUGACAAGUUUUACAUUGUUGAGGAGGGUACUCUAGUGGCCCUCAAGCAUUCAACAAAUGGGCCGCCCAAGAAAGUCAUGCAGUUCUCAGCUGGUGACUAUUUCGGAGAGCUUGCCAUGUUGAAGGACCAGCCUCGCGCAGCAACAAUCCAAGUGACCAGUGCGUCAGCCUCCAUUCUGUCCAUGGACCGUGACACCUUUAAGCGGCUGUUGGGGCCUUUGGAGAGUUUGAUGACCCAACGCUCUUCGUUGUACAAAUGAGUUCAACAACACUCAAGAGUGUGGCUUUGCGUUUCAGUGUUUGGCAGUGGACGCCAAAGUUUGCGGCCAACUGUUCCACACCAAGCUGAUCAGACCAUUGCUUGAUGAGAAACAUGAGCACCAUGGCAAGACACCAGCAGUAGGGUGGGGCC
Molecule: messenger RNA, 3395 nt
Organism: Effrenium voratum
Lineage: Eukaryota; Dinophyceae; Suessiales; Symbiodiniaceae
Source: the annotation of a GenBank genome assembly